UUUUUUCAUAUUUUUUCUUAUCACCUGAAUCACUCCUUUGUAGAAAUUUAGCUUUUGAUCGCCGCUGAAAUUCGACACCUCCAAAUUUCAUCGGCAAAAUGCAUCUCCUCCCAGUGCUCCCCGUGAUCUUCAUCGCCGCCGUCUUCUGCUCUCCAAUGCCGGUACACUGUACACCCGUUUCAGCUCGAUCGCAAUCGUUAAGGUCGUCAUCCUUCUCCGUUGCACUUGAAACUCUUCAGAAGCAUCUGAAUUAUGAUUUUCAGAACAUCGGGCUUCUGCGCCGCGCGAUGACUCACUCAUCUUACUCUGAAGAGAACAACAAAGCUUUAAGCAUUCUUGGUGAGAGAAUCAUCGAGACAACUGCUUCCCUCAGAUUAUUGACUAAAGAUGUGGAUAUAUCGUCGAAGGAUCUGAAUAAUCGAGUUUCGGAGAUAUCGAAAGUGGAGACGUCGUGUGCUGUCGAUGGAAUGCGGUUAGGGUUGCAGAAUGUGGUUAGGGUCUCUUCGAAUACCAAUUCUUCGACUUCCUCAGUUGUCUGUGGUGCUUUUAGGGCAAUUUUUGGUGCUGUUGCGCUUGAUACAGGGAAAUCCGAUGAUGCUGGAGACGUGUUCUGGGUGGUUCACGGCGGUGCUGGAAGUGCACUUUCCAUUAAUAGACUGAAGGGGAAGGGUGGAAUUACAUUUGCAAUUGCAUUUGUUUGGGAUUUAUGGAGGUGGGCGUUUUCUCAUCACGCACAUAAGAAAAGGGGUUUCACUUUCCAGAACACUCAAAACCUUACUCACCCUCCUUCAUGUGUUUCGAUGGCGACUGAAUUUUCUCCUAGAGAUACCACUGAAUCAAACCAUGACUUACCUUCUCCAUCAGAAUUUCUAUAUUCCAGUCGCCGUUGUUGUUUCUGCAUACCCUACAAGUGGCAGAAAGUACGUUCGUCGUCUCCGGAGUACAAUUCUGAAAGAAGUCUAUGGUCACGAGGGAUCGACGCCUUGAUGAAGAUUCGGGAGUGGUCAGAGAUCGUUGCAGGUCCAAGAUGGAAGACAUUCAUACGCCGGUUUAAUCGUAACAAAAGUUUUGGUCGACAAUCCCCCAAGUUUCAGUACGAUCCUCUAGAUUAUGCGCUCAAUUUCGACGAAGGAGCGUUAGAUAACGGAGAUUCUGAAAUGGAGAACGAGUAUAUGGUCCGCAACUUCUCCUCAAGUACGUGUGGAUGGGGCCUGUUUGUGAAUAUAAUAAACGCAAGGAGGGGACAGUGA
Messenger RNA from Lactuca virosa, 1250 nucleotides. The record is from the annotation of a GenBank genome assembly. NCBI's taxonomy places the organism in Eukaryota, Viridiplantae, Streptophyta, Magnoliopsida, Asterales, Asteraceae.